Esox lucius (northern pike) is the source of this 2926-nucleotide messenger RNA. Its product is annotated as thyrotropin-releasing hormone receptor-like. The transcript has 3 exons. Gene Ontology annotation, molecular function: thyrotropin-releasing hormone receptor activity. NCBI's taxonomy places the organism in Eukaryota, Metazoa, Chordata, Actinopteri, Esociformes, Esocidae. Gene Ontology annotation, biological process: phospholipase C-activating G protein-coupled receptor signaling pathway. Gene Ontology annotation, cellular component: membrane. The record is from RefSeq and is a predicted model, not a curated record. Bases 148 to 1350 code for a protein of 400 amino acids.
ACAAACUAGUCAUUUUGCUGUCUUUCUGGAUAUCGUCUGGACUUGGUGAGAUACGAAGGUCUGUGCAUUCCUAACCUUGGAUCCUCAUCUACUGUUCCACCUCAAUGCAAAUGAAAAAAAACAAAUGAAAGAGGAAACAGGUAAAACAUGGAGAAUACCACUGAUACCUUUCAUGAAGCCUUCAAUUUUACACAGAGUGAAGUUCUGACCAAAAUGCCUCAGAACCCCAUUGAAGUUCAAGUUAUCACAAUUGUUCUAGCACUUCUAAUAUGUGGAGUUGGUAUAGCAGGAAAUGUAAUGGUGGUGCUGGUUGUCCUGCGCACCAAGCACAUGAUGACCCCUACUAACUGUUAUCUCGUCAGUCUGGCUGUUGCGGACCUUAUCGUUCUCUUAGCGGCAGGUUUACCCAAUAUUUCCGAAGUAGUCGACUCCUGGAUUUACGGUUACGCUGGGUGCCUUUGUAUCACAUAUCUACAAUACCUGGGUAUCAAUGUCUCCUCCUGCUCCAUCACUGCCUUCACCAUUGAGCGCUACAUCGCUAUAUGUCACUCCAUCAAAGCGCAAUUUAUUUGCACGGUGUCUAGGGCGAAGAGGAUCAUUGCAUGUGUGUGGAUUUUCACCUCGCUGUACUGCAUAAUGUGGUUCUUUUUAGUGGACACGAACAAAACUCGCCACGCAGACGGAGUGGUGGUCAGCUGUGGCUACCGUGUCUCGAGAAACCUCUACAUGCCAAUUUACUUUCUAGACUUUACUUUGUUUUACGUCAUCCCUCUGAUUGUGGCUACUGUGCUGUACGGUCUCAUCGCGAGGAUUUUAUUUAUGAGCCCCUUGCCUACUAGUCUCUACGACAGAAAGGAAGGUUCAAUACACCGGGGGCACUCUUCCAACACGGUCAAGGUGUCAGGCAAAUCGGACAAGGGCGCAGUGACGUCAAGAAAACAGGUUACGAAGAUGCUAGCAGUGGUGGUGAUUCUUUUCGCUCUGCUCUGGAUGCCAUACCGGACAUUGGUGGUAGUCAACUCUUUCAUGGACCCACCUUACCUCAACACGUGGUUCCUGCUCUUCUGCCGCAUGAGCAUCUACACCAACAGCGCAAUCAACCCCAUCAUCUACAACCUAAUGUCUCAGAAGUUCCGAGCCGCGUUCAGAAGGCUUUGCAAGUGCAAAGACCCGGAGAAGCUCACUAAGUACAAUGUGCCGGUGUGUUAUAGUGUCAUAAAGGACUCCUCACAUGAGAGCCCUACCCAGACAGAGCAGGAGGAUGUCAGCAGCUAUUGUAACACUGGUGGCAAGAGGGUCAACUUUAAAGAUGAGUGUGUGGACACCGACACUAUGUUUAGCAUUGCCUGACAGGUGAAAGGAAAGAAAAUGGAGAGCAAAUAUUGGUGGGAAAUUUGUUAAUAUAGUGCAGGGACGUGCAACGUGGAUGGUGGUGGGGGCCACAGAAUUUAUGUACUGGUCAUCAAGAUUAACUUGGAACACACACACACACACACACACACAGGUCCGUGUAUUGUAUGUAGUUAUUAACAAAUGCAUAAAAAGUACACUAGGUCUGAUGCUAGUUAACGUAAAUCUGGGCAAUUUUUUAAUAUCGAUCAACGUGCCGUUUUCCCGCUCUGCUCAUCUCUUCCGAGAUUCAACACGUUUGCUGCCAUGUUAUUAAACAUGUUAAGCCUUUGAACGUUAUAGGUUUUUUGGCUGUUUUCAAUACAUUGAUAUUUUGGCUUGUACAGAGACUUCUGUAAUAAGUAUCAUCAAGUGUUUUAUGGCUCAAACAUCAGCUACACUAAGAAAUACACCACAACAGAUUUCUCAGACCCUGAAAUUUAUGUGUGAACAUACCAAAAAUUAUUUCAAGUCUAUUUCAUUUUUUGUUUCCAGCAUAGAUUUUGGUUCCAACACACACUUUCCAACAAAUCUAAGGUCAAACAUAUUUUUUUUAUAUUUUAUUUUGUGUGUAUAUCCUUUUACUGUUUUCUAAAUUCAUCUGAGGGCCGCACUAACAGGGGGUGGGGGCCACAUUUGUCCCACAGGCUGCCAGUUGGCCAUGCCUGAUAUAGUACAUGUGCGUUUGUUCACUUAAGGUGAUGUACAGUACACUAUUUGUGCCGUGUCAGUACAAGCACACUUUCUCUUGUAGAUAUACUUUAUUGUAUAUACUUGUUGUUAUUUACUAUGUAUUUAUUGCAGGAAUUUAUCAACCCAAUACUAUAUCGUGUACAUCCCUAUAGCACAGCACAAACCUAUAGUAGGUUGACUAGUGUAUAAAGGGGACAGUUUCUGAGUAUUGUGAAAAUGGGACACCUGCAAAGAUUUCUAUUGGUUUUAAUGUCCCAUUGUACUAACGGCCCCAUUUUCACAAUGCUCACCCUAUAUUAUCUAAAAUAUAAAUAGAAGUACCUGCUUAAAAGUCUCUUUGAUCCAAACUAUCUAAAAUAUACUAUCCUAUGUAUCGUCUUUGCAUUUUAAUUGGAAACGUUCAUACAAAGAGUAGCAGAUUAUUAGACUAGUUAACCAAUAUAUAUGUACCAGUGAGAAACAAAAACAACACAACAGAGUACGUUUUGUGUAUUACUUACAAGAAGAAAAUACCUGAAUUUCAGGUUGUAUGUCACUUUAAACAUAUUACCACUAAACCUUCAUUAAGAUUUUGUGUCUGUUGGUAGUUGGUUUGGCCUCUUGAAGCCACUGAUGCUUUUGUUCUCUUCAUGCUCUAGGCAGUUUCCAUUUUGCUAAGUGUAUGUUUGAAGCAGGUUAAUAAGUCCCAUAGUAAAAUGUGAAAGUGUUUAUUAUGCCAAGGCUUUGUAAUAUACCUUUGUUUUGCAUUUUGUAAUUCUCAAUUAGGAAUGGUCUUUAUUUUUUUUAGGGGGCAUGGUUUGUGUGACUGACUAUAUGUUAAUUUAAUUAAACCAAGGACCCACUA